AUGGCAGCGCCAGGUAAGAAUUAAAGUGGAGUAGAGUGGGUCCAACCUUACAAAAAUAGAGUGCUCUGAUAAACAGAAAACAACAGAUCACUGCUAGGAUUUAUCAUUCUAGGGCUGCCCUCGAAUAUAUGCAUGGUUCAUAAACCCAGCAGUUCUAUCCACCGUAUCCCCGAGCUAUAGCCAGCUGGUAUGAUAAACCCAGCGGUUCUAUUCACUGUAUCCCCGAGCUAUAGCCAGCUGGUAUGAUAAACCCAGCGGUUCUAUUCACUGUAUCCCCGAGCUAUAGCCAGCUGCUAUGAUAAACCCAGCGGUUCUAUUCACCGUAUCCCCGAGCUAUAGCCAGCUGCUAUGAUAAACCCAGCGGUUCUAUUCACCGUAUCCCCGAGCUAUAGCCAGCUGGUAUGAUAAACCCAGCGGUUCUAUUCACCGUAUCCCCGAGCUAUAGCCAGCUGGUAUGAUAAACCCAGCGGUUCUAUUCACCGUAUCCCCGAGCUAUAGCCAGCUGGUAUGAUAAACCCAGCGGUUCUAUUCACCGUAUCCCCGAGCUAUAGCCAGCUGUAUGAUAAACCCAGCGGUUCUAUUCACCGUAUCCCCGAGCUAUAGCCAGCUGGUAUGAUAAACCCAGCAGUUCUAUUCACCGUAUCCCCGAGCUAUAGCCAGCUGGUAUGAUAAACCCAGCAGUUCUAUUCACCGUAUCCCCGAGCUAUAGCCAGCUGGUAUGAUAAACCCAGCAGUUCUAUUCACCGUAUCCCCGAGCUAUAGCCAGCUGGUAUGAUAAACCCAGCAGUUCUAUUCACCGUAUCCCCGAGCUAUAGACAGCUGGUAGAAUAAACCCGGCAGUUCUAUUCACUGUAUCCCUGAGCUAUAGCCGGCUGGUAGAAUAAACCCGGCAGUUCCAUUCACUAUACCCCUGAGCUAUAGCCUGCUGGUAGAAUAAACCCAGCAGUUCUAUUCACUGUAUCCCUGAGCUAUAGCCGGCUGGUAGAAUAAACCCAGCAGUUCUAUUCACUGUAUCCCUGAGCUAUAGCCAGUUGGUAUGAUAAACCUAGCAGUUCCUUUCUACCUUCUGGUAGAAUAAACCCAGCAGUUCUAUUCACUGUAUCCCUGAGCUAUAGCCGGCUGGUAGAAUAAACCCGGCAGUUCUAUUCACUAUAUCCCUGAGCUAUAGCCUGCUAGUAGAAUAAACCCGGCAGUUCUAUUCACUGUAUUCCCGAGCUAUAGCCGGCUGGUAGAAUAAACCUGGCAGUUCUAUUCACUGUAUCUCCGAGCUAUAGCCGGUUGGUAGAAUAAACCCAGCAGUUCUAUUCACUGUAUCCCUGAGCUAUAGCCGGCUGGUAGAAUAAACCCAGCAGUUCUAUUCACUAUACCCCUGAGCUAUAGCCUGCUGGUAGAAUAAACCCAGCAGUUCUAUUCACUGUAUCCCUGAGCUAUAGCCUUCUGGUAGAAUAAACCCAGCAGUUCUAUUCACUGUAUCCCCGAGCUAUAGCUGGCUGGUAGAAUAAACCCAGCAGUUCUAUUCACUGUAUCCCCGAGCUAUAGACCUCUGGUAGAACAAACCCAGCAGUUCUAUUCACUGUAUCCCUGAGCUAUAGCCGGCUGGUAGAAUAAACCCAGCAGUUCUAUUCACCGUAUCCCUGAGCUAUAGCCAGCUGGUAUGAUAAACCCAGCAGUUCUAUUCACUGUAUCCCCGAGCUAUAGCCAGCUGGUAUGAUAAACCCAGCAGUUCUAUUCACUGUAUCCCCGAGCUAUAGCCAGCUGGUAUGAUAAACCCAGCGGUUCUAUUCACUGUAUCUCCGAGCUAUAGCCGGCUGGUAGAACAAACCCAGCGGUUCUAUUCACUGUAUCCCCGAGCUAUAGCCAGCUGGUAUGAUAAACCCAGCAGUUCUAUUCACUGUAUCCCCGAGCUAUAGCCAGCUGGUAUGAUAAACCCAGCAGUUCUAUUCACUGUAUCCCCGAGCUAUAGACAGCUGGUAGAAUAAACCCGGCAGUUCUAUUCACUGUAUCCCUGAGCUAUAGACAGCUGGUAGAAUAAACCCGGCAGUUCUAUUCACCGUAUCCCCGAGCUAUAGACAGCUGGUAGAAUAAACCCAGCAGUUCUAUUCACUGUAUCCCCGAGCUAUAGCCAGCUGGUAUGAUAAACCCAGCGGUUCUAUUCACUGUAUCUCCGAGCUAUAGCCGGCUGGUAGAACAAACCCAGCGGUUCUAUUCACUGUAUCCCCGAGCUAUAGACAGCUGGUAGAACAAACCCAGCAGUUCUAUUCACUGUAUCCCCGAGCUAUAGACAGCUGGUAGAAUAAACCCGGCAGUUCUAUUCACUGUAUCCCCGAGCUAUAGCCAGCUGUUAGAACAAACCCAGCAGUUCUAUUCACUGUAUCCCCGAGCUAUAGCCGGCUGGUAGAAUAAACCCAGCAGUUCUAUUCACUGAAUCCCCGAGCUAUAGCCAGCUGGUAUGAUAAACCCAGCGGUUCUAUUCACCGUAUCCCCGAGCUAUAGCCAGCUGGUAUGAUAAACCCAGCAGUUCUAUCCACCGUAUCCCCGAGCUAUAGCCAGCUGGUAUGAUAAACCCAGCAGUUCUAUUCACUGUAUCCCCGAGCUAUAGACAGCUGGUAGAAUAAACCCGGCAGUUCUAUUCACUGUAUCCCUGAGCUAUAGACAGCUGGUAGAAUAAACCCAGCAGUUCUAUUCACUGUAUCGCUGAGCUAUAGACAGCUGGUAGAAUAAACCCGGCAGUUCUAUUCACCGUAUCCCCGAGCUAUAGACAGCUGGUAGAAUAAACCCAGCAGUUCUAUUCACCGUAUCCCCGAGCUAUAGACAGCUGGUAGAAUAAACCCGUCAGUUCUAUUCACCGUAUCCCCGAGCUAUAGACAGCUGGUAGAAUAAACCCAGCAGUUCUAUUCACCGUAUCCCCGAGCUAUAGACAGCUGGUAGAAUAAACCCGGCAGUUCUAUUCACUGUAUCCCCGAGCUAUAGCCGGCUGGUAAAAUAAACCCAGCAGUCAUAUUCACUGUAUCCCUGAGCUAUAAGUUAAUCAGAUAUUAAAUAAAUGAUUGACAAUCAGUAUUGACCCCUGUGUUCUUCCCACAGGUUAUCCUUCACCCAUGGCUGGGUACCCUUCUCCACCAUAUCCCACCCCUCCUUAUCCUGGCCCAUCAGCACCUCCUGCACCUGCAUCACCCGGUUUCCAUGACUACCCUGGUCCUGGAUGCAGCAUUCCCCCACAUCACCACAUGCAUCCCUCAAAACAUCCACAGCCAGACCCUCCAGGGGGAGCACCUUACCUGCCCGUGAGCACAGGAACUGCCACCUCUGGCCUGGCCUACUUGGAUCAGGUAAGUGUCCACACUAUAGUCAGAGGUUAAAGGGAACACAAUAUGUUUGGAUGAAUUCGAAUCUGACUGGGGGGGGGGCUCAUGUGACUAACCUAUUACACCAUCAGCAAAGCGUAUUCCUGCUAGCAUAGGGACAAUUAUCGUCAUGGAGCUUAUUGCUAGAUGUCUGAGUUGUUCACAGCUGGUUGUGGUGGUUGUGGUGUGUGCAGUGCUGACAGGUGAUUGCGGUGUGUGCAGUGCUGACAGGUGGUUGCGGUGUCUCUAUAUAGGGAUAGACGCUGUAUUUUGUGCCGGUUAGUGAGAGCUUUUUUCCUGUCGAGUACAUGGAAGGGCACUGUAAUGGAGUGCGUUCCGGUCAUGCUGUUUCCUGGAAGGACGGCUCAAUGGGCUGUCACCCCACCCUCUGCGACACCAAUAUUACACAUUCCCAGACAUUGUUCGUAAAUGGGCUCUUACUCUGUCAGCGUCUUAUUGCUCCAGACGUGGUAUGUAGAAUGCCUCCCUCCAAGCUAGCCAAACCAAGGCCUGAAUGUGUCGGCAACCAGUGUGGCUACCGGUUUAACCCAGUGCCUCCUUACUCUCUGCGUCUCUUAAGACUGUCCAGGAGUAGGGAAUUUGACUUAAUAAAUACGGUUUCGUAACAAUACAGGUGGAUGGCUUAAUGCUAGAUUUUUUUUAAACAUUUCCUUGAUUUUAGAUUCUAGUGUGGCUUGUUUUCUUUGGAGUUAGUCACUUGUUUUUAGGUUUUCUUAACAUUGGAGCUCCAUGCCUUCUUGUGAUUUUUAGUGAAAUAUUUUUGAUAUUCAGAAUAUUUCUCCAUGUGUACCUGGCCUCCUAUUUCACAUUAUGUUAAGUAUUUGGAACUGGUGCGUGACUCAUUGGGGAGGGCAUGGCAGGGUGUGUGCAGUAAAAGCCUUUCUUUUAUGGAGUUCCACCGCAGUAGUUCCUGGUCUAUUAUAAUAUAAUAUGGUAAAGUGUCUGUAAUUUGUUUAACAGAGCUUGCCGUUCUAAAUGUGUCAUUUAAUCCCAACAUUGCAAACUUUAACGGACUGUCUCAUAGAACCAGGACAAGCUGGGGGGGGCUGGGUGGCAACUUCCCGUCGGGGCACUAGUACCUCACAUACCGGUCUCUUGCUCUCUCCUAAGGACAGCACUCUACCCUCUCCUCCAGCUCUGCUUUAUUCCCACGUUAUUUGAUUGCUAGCUCCUGUCCUAGUGUGUUUUAUACCCCACCUACUAUGGACUGUAAGGAGCAGAGUCCUCUUCCACCUUGUAAAAUGAACAAAAGGGUGGAGUUUCCUGAUGUGGCCUCAGACCAGGCUAUUUAUUUUCAGUCAGACAGAACACACUAGGGAACCAUAGCCACUUCAUCUCAUGUAAGUGGUUAUAGUACCUGGAGUUCUCUGUCCAUUGGUUUGACACUGAGCCGCUGUGUUGGCUCAGGUGACACUUGCAGACCAUCACUACUACCCAGGGUUAUUAGUGCCAGCUAGGUCCAUGUACCUGGGGACCCUUAUUCAGUGCCAAACCAAUCGAAAAUAGUUGAACACUGAAUGGUUUGGCGGUGCCAGGAUUAACACUUCAAUGAAAUGAAGUGGUUAUGGUGCCUUUAAUCCUGGCGGUUGUUUAUUAUUGUGGAUACUCUAUAUCUUUCAGAAUACCGGAGAGGGGACUUUUCUAGGUGGAUGGCAUCACAUUACUGUCAUAAAACCUUUAACCCCAGUGCUUGCAUUUCAGUAUAGAAAGUCAUUUCACAAAGUAUUCACCCAGGAAUUCAUGGAGUGUUAGCAAGACGCCACAUUCUGAGAGACUGAAAAUCCAGAAUAUACACAUAGAUUAGAUUGUACCCCGCAAGAGCCUGGUACCCUGCCACCCAGGUGGUUCCUUGUAUAAACCUGGAGUUCUCUUCACCCAAAACAUUGUAUAACAUAUAUAGUGUCUGAUAUUAUAUGGCAUGUAAUAACCUGAGAAGGUUACUGCGAUAACAAUGUUUGUGUUGGAGGAAACUGUGAUAACACAUUGUUUGGGAUAACUGGCCUGGGGGUUCGUGGGGCCGCAAAGGCCAAGGUUCAAUCAUUAUGUAGCAAUAUUAUUUAGACUUAAAAUAAAAACAUUUGGACCCACACAAGCGUCUCCAAUUCCAGUGUCCCAUGUGUAGUAUUGAGGCGGUUGUAUUGCACAUGCGUUUGGUGGUCGUCAGGGCUGAACAUAGACUGCGUGCAAUGCACCAUAACCACUAAAUCACUGCUCCUGCGUAAAACCCAGCAGGACGUGGCAGUGAUAAUCCUGUCUCCUGUACGAUCCUUUUUUUUUCUGGCCUCGAUAGCAUCCCCCUCUUCUCGCCCCACCACAGCGGAUAGAGAUCCCCCAUAGACAUUACCUUGUCAUUAAUGAGUGACGGUCCUUGCAAACCCACCAUAAAAUAAACAUCAGUGUGAUGGGAGAAUGCCUUCCUAACACAUGAAAUAAAAAUCCUUCAUUGUGUGAGCAAAAUAUCUCUGACAAAGAAUCUGAGAUAUAGAUACCUGCACAUGGAUUGUCUGCGAUGCCUGUGUGCCUGUCGGGGGUCGCUGCCGUGUCUGCGAUGCCUCUGUGCCUGUCGGGGGUCGGCUGCCGUGUCUGCGAUGCCUUUGUGUCUGUCCUGGGUCGGCUGCCGUGUCAACGAUGCCUGUGUGCCUGUCCUAGGUCGGCUGCUGUGUCUGCGAUGCCUGUGUGACUGUCGGGGGUUGGCUGCCGUGUCUGCUAUGCCUGUGUGUCUGUCGGGGGUCGGCUGCCAUGUCUGCGAUGCCUGUGUGCCUGUCGGGGGUCGGCUGCCGUGUCUGCGAUGCCUGUGUGCCUGUCGGGGGUCGGCUGCAGUGUCUGCGAUGCCUGUGUGCCUGUCGGGGGUCGGCUGCAGUGUCUGCGAUGCCUGUGUGCCUGUCGGGGAUCGGCUGCCGUGUCUGCGAUGCCUGUGUGCCUGUCGGGGGUCGCUGCCGUGUCUGCGAUGCCUGUGUGCCUGUCGGGGGUCGGCUGCCGUCUGUGCGAUGCCUGUCCUGGGUCGGCUGCCUUGCCCGUCGGGGCUGAUAUCUGCUUAGCGCAGCACUUUCUAUGCCAUUUUAUGAUUGCUGAUUUUUAAUGCUUUUCAUCUAAUUGCUUUUCAGAUUGACCAAAUACUAAUUCACCAGAAAACAGAGCUGCUGGAAGGCAAGUGA
Pelobates cultripes (western spadefoot toad) is the source of this 6520-nucleotide messenger RNA. The record is from the annotation of a GenBank genome assembly. NCBI's taxonomy places the organism in Eukaryota, Metazoa, Chordata, Amphibia, Anura, Pelobatidae.